AUGAACGACUCCAGCAGUUUAUGCGACUCGAAGAGCCUGUACGACUCGGACAGCGUCUCCACUUUGACGCCGCGCAGUGCGGUACUACAGUUUGACUUUCGCUCAAGAGACCGCCCGCGGCCUCCUUCGCGUGUGAUCGACGAGCCGCUCUCGAGCCGAAAACAGGAAUUGAAAGACAUGAUAACUUCGCUACACGAUAACAGGGCGAGCGUGAGUAUAUGGCAGGUGGGACUUGCUACCGCGCUCGGCCUCAUGACCGGUGUGAUGCUGAUCCAUUACAACAUUUGUGGUGCUUGGGCCGACUGGCUUGCGAUGCCUGGCCACCUCUUUAUUGCAGCCCUGAAGUGUCUAGUGACUCCGAUGGUGUUCUGCAACGUCAUUGUUUGUAUUGGUGAGCUGGUGGAGGCUGGCAAGGCCGCAUCUAUCGGACGACGGAUGAUCUUCUCAUUCGCUGCAGCGUCCAUCACAUCGUCGAUCACCGGCACGCUGUUUGCUUUCGCCAUGUCGAAGCUUUAUCGUUCAAGUGCUGUCGUACCGAUAAAGCCAGCUUUCGCGUCGUUGAGCUUCCAGUGUGCUGAUGGCAAAUACCUCUCGUACACGAUAGACGGAACAAUUGCAUGCAGCUCGAUGAAUGGCACGACGCCUAACAGUUUGUUCGUGCUGAAGGACGUGAGCGGCUACUUGCUGAUGUCUGGUACAGAGUGCGCAAAUUUGAGCGUGUCGGAGCAGAUUUUUACUACCCUGAAGGGCCUCGUGCCGAACAAUAUCUAUCACUCGUUCUCUGGAACCUCAACUUUGAGCGUGAUCGUGUUCGCGAUCGUUAUGGGGAUUGCGCUGAUUAAAAGUGUAGACCGAGAAGCAGGAGUGAACAACUAUCCUCUUCUUGUGGUGACGCAGGCGAACACAGUGAUACACUUGCUCGUGAAUAUGGUGGUGAAGUAUACUCCGAUUGCUGUCGUCUCUUUGAUUGCUGGCUCAAUCGCUACUUACAGCUCAUCAUUGGUAUUGAUCAAAGGCAUUGCGUUCUUGGUCGGUACUUUGAUUGUGGCGCUGCUUUCGCUUACUGUCGGGAUCUUUGGACUGGCGCUUUUCGUAACAACAAGGCGGAACAUCUUCACGCACUUGUGGCACAUGCUCCCAGCACAGCUAUUCAUCUUUGGAUCGUCUUGCUCAAUCGCAGCUUUGCCAAUCACUAUGCGGUGCCUGGAUGAUACGAAGGAAGUGCCGCUCCAGAUCUCGAGAUUGAUACUACCUCUUGGGGCCACAAGUAAUCUGAACGGCACGGCCUUGUAUAUGCCGCUAGCUUGUGUCUUUCUGGCAAAAGUCGGUGGGUAUGAUGCGUUAUUGACGCCUUCACGAUUUGUCCUGUUGGCAUUCGUAAGCACCAUUGCGUCAUUUGGUGUUGCUGGCGUGCCACAUGCCGGUUUGGUGAUGGUGCUCACUGUGUGGCGGACAGUCUUUGGUGUAGACGUGCCUGUCGUGUUCACUAUCCUCGCGAGCACGGACUGGAUUCUAGAUCGUCUACGCUCAGUGGUCAACAUGACAAACGAUACUAUCAUCGUACGGAUCAUCGCUGCGCAGCAGACAGAAGACACAGAUGUGUGA
Peronospora matthiolae is the source of this 1605-nucleotide messenger RNA. The record is from the annotation of a GenBank genome assembly. NCBI's taxonomy places the organism in Eukaryota, Oomycota, Peronosporomycetes, Peronosporales, Peronosporaceae.